AUUUCUUGCAUUAGUUCAAGAAGUGUACACUGGUGCGUUCUUUCUAGCAGAAGUGACGUCAGAGGUUACUGUUCUUUCCAAGCAACUUAAUGCAACAGUUCACUGAAUUGCUUGCACUGAGUCUGGAGCUAGUAGGUUUGUUUUUCGUUCCUGCACUGCUGAACUGGUGCAAUAAGUUAGAGCGAGAAAAAAUAUACUUGUCUCAUUCUAAUUUAUUGCACCAGUUCAGCAGCGCAGGAACAGAAAACAGGUUCAGUGCAAGCAGUGCAGUGCAGUGCAAGGAUAAAAGUUACUGUACCAGUGCAAGUAGUUCAGGUGAAAAGAACAAAUCUAUGAAGAUGGAACAGAUAAAUAUUGCAGAAAUUAAAAGGAAUGAAGGUGGCAAUAUCCCAGAUAGGUUCUUCGGGCAAUUGAGAUACAUACAUUAACGCAAGGUGGCGGAAAAGCAUUGAAAAGAAUGGCGAAGAAGGUGGCGCCGGCGACGUUGCAGACGGAGGUGUUGAAUGACGAAGAAUGGGAGAAAGUAUUGAAACGAAAGGGAUUAGUAGUUGUGGAUGUGUACUCGGAUUGGAGUGGUCCUUGCACAGGUAUGGUGAGCAUCUUGAAAAAGAUAAAAAUGGAGAUUGGAGGUGAUGCGCUGAGUUAUGCCACGGCAAGCUGUGAUCGCGUUACCGCCCUGCAGAGAUUUCAAGGGAAGUGCGAACCCACGUGGAUGUUUAUUCAUGAAGGACGAAUGAUAAAUUUAAUGUUCGGGGCACAUUGCCCACAGUUUAUGACAAUGCUAACAACCGAGCUCGAGAGAGUUCAAAACGGCGAUGAGCACGAAUUCUCAAUGGACGUUUCGGAAAGAAGUCCAGAAGAAGUAACGCGAUUAAAAAUCCAUGAGGAAGCAAGAAUAGCUAAGGAGACAGCGAGGAAGUCCCGAAAGGAGGCUGAAGCUAAAGCGAGAUACGAGGCAGAGAUGCUACAUCUCACGACGUCGUUGUGCAACGAGACUUGUCUGUUGUUAUUCCCAUGGAUAUUCAAGGAUGAAGAAGGACGCAGAAGAGACAAGAAGACAAGUCCGCCGUACGUGGAGCUAGUUGAGGAAUUACUGCCAGAACAUUACACGGUGGAGCAAGAAUUACGCAAACGACUGAGUGAGGAUAUAGUCUGUCAGAUACUUGACGAGUCAACGUACAGCUUCUCAGAAUAUGUCAAGCAACUACUGAUCGAUGGCAAAUGCAUGGUCAUGCGACUGAGGAUCGUCGAUGAAAAAAAGAAUCUCGACGUUCAUAAUUAUCUGUUCAGCAUUUUGUUCAACCAACCGACUUUGCCGGAGUCAGAAGAUGAUCUAUCUGAAGAUUGGUACGCAAGUUACGCUGGCAGACACUGUCCGGCUUUUGAAGUCCCUGACAAGGAAAAUAAAAAAUUUCCUUUCAUCUGGACGCCUCCGAAUCCCAGAAACAAAGCAAUCGUUUUUCGCACGAUAUUCAACGUUUACACUAACACGACAUACCCGUAUGAAGAUAAGAUGGCAAAUGUACCAAUAAUUGUCUUCAAAUAUGACUAUACGCGCAAAAAUGAUUUAAAGAUGGUGCUGGAAAUGUUCAACGACGACGUUAUCGAUUUUGGUAUAUUCGAAUAUGAUAAGCCACCUGAAGCUAAAAUGAUCGCCAAAAGUAUUGAAGCGUUUGAGAUGAGCACGGAGGAGAAAACAGGUUAUGAAAUAUUUGUCUGCACGGUGAAGAAAGUGGGUUGCGAGGCAUUUUUGGGCUUCGCCGGGAUCGGGCCCUUUCACGUGAGCGAAAAUCCGGAGAAAGCUAUCGAAGAGUCGAAGCUGUACUUCCCGGACGUUACCGCUGUAGAGGAAACGCAAUCGGACGACGAGGAAAAACCGGAAGAACUGGAAGAGCAGCAAGAAAACACAACGGAAUCUUAAUCUCGUAAUUGUCUUAUUGCAUGAUC
This is a messenger RNA of Odontomachus brunneus, 1947 nucleotides long. RefSeq lists its product as uncharacterized. The transcript has 11 exons. The record is from RefSeq and is a predicted model, not a curated record. Bases 458 to 1921 code for a protein of 487 amino acids. NCBI's taxonomy places the organism in Eukaryota, Metazoa, Arthropoda, Insecta, Hymenoptera, Formicidae.